AGAAAAUAUGAAAGGAUUACUUUGUCUUGUUUUCAUCUCUCUUGCUAGAACUUCACAACAGGGUCAACUUCUGAGAUUGAUGCCAGAUGUGGAUGAAGCUGAAGUUAAGGAAUGUAGAAAAGAGACAAUAUCAAGCUGCACGGUUGUUAUGAUCAAUACAACAGUGUUUGAAGAUGGUGAACUCAUUUUUCCAAAUGGUGAAGUUUUUACCAAAUCUGGAAUCCUUCAGGAACCAAAAACCAGGCCUGGUAUUCUUGAUCAAGCCCUUUCCAUUGUAUAUGAAAACAAUGAUGAAUCAGAAGCAAUCUUCAGUAUUAGGUCAGGUAUGGUUUAUGGAAGUCUUGACGGAAGAAACAUUAUUCAGCCCUGUUCUCUUUUUGCGGGAUGUCAUCUGUACAGAGGAUAUGAGGAGAAAGAAGAUGAGAAAGAUAGAGAUUGUAUAAAUGAAAGCGUUGAGCAGAAUCUGAUAGACAGGACUAUAGUGUAUUCUGCUAACCAAUACAAACUACGUGAAAAGGGUAUUCUUGAUAACACUACGAUGGUAGAAUUCUCGGUCAAAUUCUAUUAUACUCAAGCAUUUGGAAGAGAAGUGGAAGAGAAAGAACUUUUCUUCGACAAUGCGGUCGCUGAAGCCAACAAGGCAUAUCAGAACAGCAAGAUUCCACUCAGGAUGACAAUCUUUUGCAUUGAACCCAUCGAUAUCAAAGAUGAGAACUCUUUGAGUGCCAUACAUGACGAAUUCACGAAUUUCUACAAGUCUGGCAGCAACAAGAAAGAUUUUGCAACACUACGAGGAGGGGCUGAUGCUACUGUUCUUUAUACUUAUAAUAAAGAUUACAAUAAAUGUGGAACCGGAGGCUUGGGGGGUUGGAGAUAUGGGGCUACUACAGUUGCAAUUCAAUUAGGCUGUCUAAGUAAACAAUACGUUUUGGCGCAUGAAGUCGGGCACAACUUUGGAUGUCAACAUGAAGAAAGCAACGGUGACGACAAUGUUAAUGGUUUUGAAUACGGUCAUGGAACUUUUAUUGAAGGAACAGGGAGGAGAACAAUAAUGUGUCACUCUAAACCUGGAUACAGAUCCAAAGCAAACUUCUUCAGUGGACCUCAGCUAUCUUAUCAGGGAGUUCCAACUGGAGGCGCUUUUUAUGAUAACGCCAGGGUGAUUCGUGAGAACAGGUUUGCCAUGGCUGCUAUUGCAGAUGAGGUUGGAACCUGUAACAGUAUUCCAGUAGGUCACAAUUGAAAUCUGGAUUUGGC
This is a messenger RNA of Eurytemora carolleeae, 1257 nucleotides long. RefSeq lists its product as uncharacterized. The transcript is spliced from 14 exons. Gene Ontology annotation, molecular function: metallopeptidase activity. The record is from RefSeq and is a predicted model, not a curated record. Lineage: Eukaryota; Metazoa; Arthropoda; Copepoda; Calanoida; Temoridae. The coding region runs from base 8 to 1243 and encodes 411 amino acids.